Hyaloscypha bicolor E is the source of this 875-nucleotide messenger RNA. RefSeq lists its product as uncharacterized. The transcript has 3 exons. NCBI's taxonomy places the organism in Eukaryota, Fungi, Ascomycota, Leotiomycetes, Helotiales, Hyaloscyphaceae. The record is from RefSeq and is a predicted model, not a curated record. Bases 206 to 475 code for a protein of 89 amino acids.
CAGGGAUGGGAUGGAUAACCUCCGGCCGCUAGGGAUCGUCUAAAUUCUGCAGUGGUUCAUCACGAACGCCAAAAGAUUCGGAAGCUUCCAACAUCUCAAUCCCCCCGUAUUGGAAUCGCAAUCCUCGACCCAAAAUCAACUACGGGUACAGACGGAUUGAGCCAGAGUCUCCGCCUGCUUCCAUAUCGCCUCGCAUACAUUCAAGAUGGAUGGACUUACGGCCGCCGAGCAAAGAGAGUUUGAGUCUCGAAUGCAGAAGAAGCAAAUGAAGGAAUUCAUGGGCAUGUUCUCACACCUCGUAUCUCACUGCUUCGAUUCCUGCGUCGACGAUUUUACCACCAAAUCCCUAAUCCAACGCGAAACCGGCUGCGUAUCUCGAUGUGUCAAGAAGUUCAUGGCGGGGAGCGAGAGGAUUUCACAGAGAUUCCAAGAAGGGCAAACACAAAUGAUGGCUCAACCUCCUCCGGGUCGAUAAAAGUUUCGCUGAAGUGAGGUGGGGGUUCAUACUUGAUGAGUUGUACGAUACAGAGGAUGGGAGGCUUCUUGUGUGGUAAAAUACCUAGGGAACGGGUGGUCGUCCGGCACCGAGAUUAGAGUGCUUAGAUGUGCAUGUCAUGAAUGGGAACCAGAUUCAACUCCUGCAGAAGCUACAUUUCAACACUCGAGGGCUUAGGGACAACUAUCGAAUACUUGUUUGAUACUUCGUUGGACCCACAAGCUCUUGUUUCGGUCGCCAACCACAAAAUCUUCUCAAGGUUUGCUCAGCUGGACUUUCAUCCCAGUCUCUAACAGACUCCCGUUCAGGCGAGUGCCACCAUCUUCAGCAUCAGAAAUUUGAGCUGUAUUUUGCCAAUUUAUGUUAAUUAGUUCGCUCU